AUGGCGGCGGAGCAUCCCGAACCUCCCAAAGGGGAUCUUCAGCUGCCCCCGCCGCCGCCGCCCCCGCCGCCGCCGCCCCCGCCGCCGACACCGUACGGCGCCUGGGCCGCGCCCGAGCUACAAGCCAAGCUGGCGGAGAUUGGAGCCCCAAUCCAAGGAAGUCGAGAGGAACUGGUAGAGAGACUACAGACUUACACCCGGCAGACGGGCAUCGUACUAAAUCGGCCAGUUCUAAGAGGCGAAGAUGGAGACAAGAGCGCUCCACCUCCCCCGAUGGCAGCCCAGCUCUCUGGAAUCCCCCUGCCUCCUCCACCCAUGGGGCUCCCACCACUGCAGCCGCCGCCGCCACCACCUCCACCGCCACCACCAGGCCUAGGGCUUGGUUUUCCCAUGGGAGUAGGACCACACCCACCGAAUUUGGGGCCCCCACCUCCCAUGCGGGUGGGUGACCCCGUAGCCCUGUCUGAGGAGGAGCAGCGCCUGAAGUUGGCCCAGCAGCAGGCCGCUUUGCUGAUGCAGCAGGAGGAGCGGGCCAAGCAGGAACGGGCCAAACAGGCAGCUGUGUUACUGGAGCAGGAACGGCAGCAGGAGAUGGCCAAGAUGGGUUCCUCUGUUCCUCGGCCACCACAAGACAUGGGUCCCAUUGGAGCCCGGCCCCCAAUGGGUCCUCGAGUUGCAGCUCCUGUAGGUCCCCCACCCCCUGGGGUCCCUAUUGGAGCUCCAGGCCCCCGUCCUCGGGGUCCCCCACCUCCACCCGGAGAAGAAAACAGAGAGACGGAUGACCCCAGUGUGGGUCCCAAGAUCCCACAGGCUUUAGAGAAGAUUCUGCAGCUGAAGGAAAUUCGCCAGGAAGAGCUGAUAUCAGUACAUGAUGAAGAGGACAUGGAGACAGACACAAGGUCAUCCCUGGGGGUCUCUGCUUCUGAGACUGAGGAAGACACGGCGUCUUUCUCUAAAAAGGAGAAAAACCGAAAGAGACGAAACCGCAAGAAGAAGAAGAAGCCCCAGCGUGCGGCCGCAGGGCGUGGUGCUGCCUCUGGGAGCCCUGGGGGCCGUGAGAAAGAGGCUCCUCGCCCCCGUGGCACAGAUUCUCCGGCUGCUGCCGUAGAGAUCGAGUAUGUGACUGAGGAGCCUGAAAUCUAUGAACCCAAUUUUAUCUUUUUUAAGAGGAUUUUCGAAGCUUUCAAGCUAACCGAUGAUGUGAAGAAAGAGAAAGAGAAGGAGCCAGAGAAACUGGACAAGCUGGAGAACUCCACAGCCCCCAAGAAGAAGGGCUUUGAGGAGGAGCGCAAAGACAGUGACGAUGAUAGCAGUGAUGAUGAGCAGGAGAAGAAACCUGAGGCUCCCAAACUCUCUAAGAAGAAGCUACGGAGGAUGAACCGUUUUACUGUGGCUGAGCUGAAGCAGCUGGUGGCACGGCCAGAUGUCGUGGAGAUGCAUGAUGUGACAGCCCAGGACCCCAAGCUAUUGGUGCACCUAAAGGCCACGAGGAACUCUGUGCCAGUGCCACGCCACUGGUGCUUUAAGCGCAAAUACCUGCAGGGCAAGCGAGGCAUUGAGAAGCCACCUUUUGAGUUGCCAGAUUUUAUCAAACGAACAGGAAUUCAGGAGAUGCGAGAGGCUCUCCAGGAGAAGGAAGAACAGAAGACCAUGAAGUCAAAAAUGCGAGAAAAGGUUCGACCCAAGAUGGGGAAGAUUGACAUUGACUACCAGAAACUCCAUGAUGCCUUCUUCAAGUGGCAGACCAAGCCAAAAUUGACGAUUCAUGGGGACCUUUACUAUGAGGGGAAAGAGUUUGAGACUCGACUGAAGGAGAAGAAGCCAGGAGAUUUGUCUGAUGAGUUGAGGAUUUCAUUGGGGAUGCCAGUUGGACCAAAUGCCCACAAAGUGCCUCCCCCAUGGCUAAUUGCAAUGCAGCGAUAUGGACCUCCUCCUUCCUACCCCAACCUGAAGAUCCCUGGACUGAAUUCUCCUAUCCCUGAGAGCUGUUCCUUCGGUUACCAUGCUGGGGGCUGGGGCAAACCUCCUGUGGAUGAGACUGGGAAACCUCUCUAUGGAGAUGUGUUUGGAACCAACGCAGCGGAAUUCCAGACUAAAACAGAGGAAGAAGAGAUUGACCGGACUCCUUGGGGGGAGCUGGAGCCUUCUGAUGAGGAGUCCUCAGAGGAAGAGGAGGAGGAAGAGAGCGAUGAAGAUAAACCGGAUGAAACAGGCUUCAUUACCCCUGCAGAUAGUGGUCUCAUCACCCCUGGAGGCUUCUCUUCAGUGCCAGCUGGGAUGGAGACACCUGAACUGAUUGAACUCAGAAAAAAGAAGAUUGAAGAGGCUAUGGAUGGCAGUGAGACACCCCAGCUGUUUACUGUGCUUCCCGAGAAGAGGACGGCCACCGUUGGUGGAGCCAUGAUGGGUUCCACCCAUAUUUAUGACAUGUCUACGGUGAUGAGCCGGAAGGGCCCAGCCCCUGAGCUACAAGGGGUGGAAGUGGCCUUGGCCCCAGAGGAGUUGGAGCUGGAUCCCAUGGCAAUGACCCAGAAAUAUGAGGAGCAUGUGCGUGAACAGCAGGCCCAGGUGGAGAAGGAGGACUUCAGUGACAUGGUGGCUGAGCAUGCCGCCAAGCAGAAGCAAAAGAAGCGGAAGGCUCAACCCCAGGAUAGCCGAGGGGGGAGUAAGAAAUACAAAGAAUUCAAGUUUUAAACCCGAAGACUGGCCCAUGUCUGUCCUCCUCGGACCCUGCCUUUGGUUCCUCAAGAUUCCAAGGACUCUUCAUUUCCAUGUUCUUAUUUCAGACCCAUUUUGUAAAUAAAAGUUUUUCCCUCCCAGGGAAAGGAUGAAUCUA
Gracilinanus agilis (Agile Gracile Mouse Opossum) is the source of this 2836-nucleotide messenger RNA. It is a transcript of the gene SF3B2, whose product is annotated as splicing factor 3b subunit 2. The record is from RefSeq and is a predicted model, not a curated record. The transcript is spliced from 21 exons. Gene Ontology annotation, biological process: mRNA splicing, via spliceosome. NCBI's taxonomy places the organism in Eukaryota, Metazoa, Chordata, Mammalia, Didelphimorphia, Didelphidae. Gene Ontology annotation, cellular component: catalytic step 2 spliceosome; U2 snRNP; U12-type spliceosomal complex. The coding region runs from base 1 to 2694 and encodes 897 amino acids.